Messenger RNA from Trichophyton benhamiae CBS 112371, 201 nucleotides. RefSeq lists its product as uncharacterized. Gene Ontology annotation, molecular function: cullin family protein binding; ubiquitin protein ligase activity. The transcript is spliced from 2 exons. Bases 1 to 201 code for a protein of 66 amino acids. NCBI's taxonomy places the organism in Eukaryota, Fungi, Ascomycota, Eurotiomycetes, Onygenales, Arthrodermataceae. Gene Ontology annotation, biological process: ubiquitin-dependent protein catabolic process; protein ubiquitination. The record is from RefSeq and is a predicted model, not a curated record. Gene Ontology annotation, cellular component: cullin-RING ubiquitin ligase complex; nucleus.
AUGGCAGAUGUUGAAAUGACGGAUGCUGCUGGAGAUGCCAGCAAGGGGAAAGCUGUAGCUAAGAUUGCAAAGGCUGAUGCAGCUGGAGAGGGUAAGAAGAGAUUUGAGGUCAAAAAGUGGAAUGCUGUUGCUCUGUGGGCGUGGGAUAUUAUCGUUGAUAACUGUGCUAUUUGCCGAAACCACAUCAUGGACCUGUGUUAG